Molecule: messenger RNA, 2678 nt
Organism: Caretta caretta (loggerhead turtle)
Lineage: Eukaryota; Metazoa; Chordata; Testudines; Cheloniidae
Gene: PSPN
Product: persephin
Molecular function (GO): glial cell-derived neurotrophic factor receptor binding; receptor tyrosine kinase binding; growth factor activity
Source: RefSeq, a predicted model, not a curated record
CAGGGCACGGGCUCCUCCCGAAGCGCACAGCUCUGGGGAGGUGACCUGCCCUCCACCUGGUCUAGCAGGGGCGGAGUCUGUGCCACACGCAGCCGGCAGGCUGGCCACAAGCCGCCCAGGGCAGCCUUCUUCUAGCUUGGGAUCAGAGGCCACAUAGUGGCCUGUCCUGAAAAAUAGGCCCCUUCUGACCUCUGGCUACCAGUUACCCCAACGCCCCACAGGCUGCCUGGAUGUGGAGAGCUAAAUCGGGCACCCCCACCUCCUAGGGCCAAAGGGGUUUGGGUGCAUAGCAGGGGCUGCUGCCCAUCUCUUCCUCUCCUCUUUAUCUAGCCCAGGAAGCUGAGGGCCUGAUCCUGCCAGCACCCUCCAGGGGAACCGCAGUGACUACAGGACUGGGUCAGAGGCCUUCCAGGGCCUGCCCCGAAUCAGGGAGAGAUGGGGGAGAAGGCAAAGUGCUCAUGGGAGGAAUUCUGGCUGGGGGAGGGUGAAGUGAACCUGAUGCCCUGCACUGCCUCCUCUGGGCCUACAACUGGAGGGUUGUCUGUGGCAACUGCCCCCUGAGCUGCAUUGUGGGAAAGGGGGAAGUUCAAGCCAGCUGAGCAUUGCUGCCUCGCAGAGCCAGGAGAGGGAAACCUGCCUGAUCUCCAGCGUGGAACCAAGUCAAGCCCAGUAAAUCCCGGCUCCAUCCCAUCCACCAGGGCCAGGAGUCCCCCCUUUCCGGCCGUCUCGCCAGACAGACACAGGCCUGGGCAGCCCGUCCGGCCAGGCGCACUCAUGCUCUACUAACAGUCUGUUACCAGCCGGCUCAACGUGUUACCCUAGCCCACCCCUGCCGCGACCCUAUAAUUUAUGUACAAUCCCCCUUCCAUCUCCCCCCGCUCUCCCCCAAAGGUAUUUGCACAGCAGAUCUGGGUGUAAUCAAGUCCAGGAAUUUCCAUUCAAGUAUCCUGGGCUUUUUUUUUUUUUCCCCAAGAUUUUCAGUUAACUCUUUCAGAGGGGGAGAGAACGAGGAUUUAACCCCAUCCCAGCUCCCCAAACCCCACCGCUCUAACGUCGCUUUCAGUCAAACAACCUGGGGCCGGGGUGACGUGAGCGGGCGCAAUGUACCGCCUUGGAGUGCAGUUCGCGGCUGGCCAGCUCGGCCGCGAGCAUCCUACCGUCCAGAGUCAAAGACUCUACCCCGACUGCAAAAGAGAGACCGGAUCGAAUGCAGGGUCAAGACACCAACGCUAGAGACUCCGCUGGGAACGAGUCUCCUUCCAGCCCCCCUGAACCCGCCCUGCAUUUGGCCCAGCAUGGAAUGUUUCAAGGAUUACGAAGAGUUAACGCCUGCCCUGCCAACCCCCCAGGCCAUCCCAAGGAGGAUAUAAAUUAGAGAUGAGCCACCUUCCUUUCAGAAGCCAACCCGGCUUAAUUGGGGAAGGAUGGAUUCAUCCCAGCUCCUCUGCAGCAUCUCGUUCAUCCUCCUGGUCAGACCCGCUGUCUCCCAGCCACUGGAAGACAAGAGGCCCAUGCUGAUGGAAGAGCAAGAGCCGGGUACCAGCAUCAGGGACCUGCUCUGGGCACUCCUAGAGACGCACAUGCCAAAGGGACCUUCCCUGCACGUCCCGGACAACCCUAGAAACCUGCUGCCCUACGCCUCCCCCAAGCCGGCCAAGAGCCGUCAGAAACGCUUGUGGGAGCAGCCAGAGGAGCAGGAGUGCCGGCUGCGGAGCUUGCUGCUGCGCGUCAGGGACCUGGGCCUGGGCUACGACUCCGAGGAGACCAUCCUGUUCAAGUAUUGCAGUGGGAGCUGCCCCAAGGCCCGCACCAACCACGACCUGACGCUCUCCGUGCUGCUCCAGAAGAGCGAGAUCCCGGCCCUGGGCGAGGAGAAGAUCGUUGGCGACCCCUGCUGCCGGCCAACACACUACGAGGACGUGGCCUUCCUGGACAACAGCCACCAGUGGCAUGAGGUGGAGAAGCUCUCUGCUUCUGCCUGCUCCUGCGUGGGCUGAUGUCGCUGGCGGGAGGGUGCGUCAGCAGGGUGGGUGUAGUGCCGAUGUUAAAGCAGUCAGUGUUUCUUCCUCCCACACCCUUGAACCCGUAGCCUGAGAGAAGCCCAAACUCCAUGCCACAGAUCCCACAGGACGGGGGCCGGGACUUUUGCCCUCCCUCUAGGGGUGGGAGAAGGGAACUGCUAUCAAAACAACAAUGGCAUUCACUUCACACCACCCCCUCCUUCCAACCCCAUCCUGUUUCUUUGCAUUACUGAGAUGCUAGCUUGUUUGCUAAGGCCUGGAACUUCAAAGGCAUUUAGGCUCCUAACUUCCACUGAAAACAAUGGGAGUUAGGAGCCUAAAUACCUUGGAGGCUCUGAGCCCAAGAUCCUGCCUGGAGGAGGUGUGCAUGGCUCAUGUACACACAGGUGCAGGGGGAGAGCUGGACGAUAAGAGAUAUUUAUGGAUUCCUAAGUUAUUUAUUUAUUUGGUUUCUUCCACUAAGGGCAGGGCGGGCUAGGGAUCUCAUUCCCGCUGCCUCCCUACCUGAGCUUCUUAGAGUCCCUUUUUAAUUUAUUUGCUUCUUUCCGCUAGUAGAGAGUCGGGAUUGUGUUUGUUUGCUCGUUUUCAGGCAUGUCUUGGGAACAGCUGAAAUGUACGGUGGUUUCAAACUAAUAAAAGCCGUGAAACUGAUCAAAA